Molecule: messenger RNA, 1962 nt
Organism: Microsporum canis CBS 113480
Lineage: Eukaryota; Fungi; Ascomycota; Eurotiomycetes; Onygenales; Arthrodermataceae
Product: proton myo-inositol cotransporter
Exons: 3
Coding region: 1-1962 (653 amino acids)
Biological process (GO): transmembrane transport
Cellular component (GO): membrane
Molecular function (GO): myo-inositol:proton symporter activity
Source: RefSeq, a predicted model, not a curated record
AUGAUACCCCGCGAGAUCAUCGGCUCUACUUUCAGUCAUUCGUCUGAUGACCUCCAAAGCUCCCCCACGAAGGAAUCCGCAACGACAGUAUCUGAUCAUCACACCGAGCGGCAAAAUUCUUUCACCUCGCGGAGGGAAUCUCUAACGGCAGCGGAACGGGCGAGGCGCAAUUUGAAUGCAAAGCUCGCCAACCCCCUUGCUGGACUAAGCCAUGCGACCCUGAGAAAUCGAGGCGGACGGUAUGCUCGGAAAUACCAAAUUGGGGAUGAUGAUGAUAUUCGCGCAUUCGAACUGGGUGCUGUCCUGGCACAAGAUCCGGAGCAAUUCGAGAAAGUUGAAGGAUUAACUAAGGAAGAAUUGGAUGUCCUUCGACGGGAAUUUACGAAUCGUUGGUCACAGCCACGAGAGAUGUAUUUGGUCAUUGUUCUAUGUUCGAUAUCUGCUGCUGUUCAGGGAAUGGACGAAACUGUAGUUAAUGGCGCCCAAAUAUUCUACAAGCCCCAGUUCGGAAUCGACAAUGACGAUUUUAGGUCUACAUGGCUUGCUGGCCUGAUAAACGCUGCGCCGUAUCUAUGCUGCGCUCUAAUCGGAUGCUGGCUGACCGUCCCAUUUAAUCAUUGGUUUGGUCGGCGGGGAACAAUAUUCAUUACCUGCUGCUUCUCCACGUUGGCCUGCUUUUGGCAAGGCUUUGUCAAUACUUGGUGGCAUAUGUUCAUUGCCCGCUUUGCACUGGGGUUCGGCAUUGGUCCUAAAUCCGCAACAGUUCCUAUAUACGCUGCAGAAACUAGUCCUCCUGCGAUCCGUGGUGCCUUGGUGAUGCAGUGGCAGAUGUGGACUGCGUUCGGAAUUAUGAUGGGCUAUGCCUCAGAUCUAAUCUUCUUCAACGUCCCAGAUAUCCCGAAUGUUACGGGCCUAGGCUGGCGGUUGAUGAUGGGAUCAGCUAUGUUUCCUGCAAUCAUAGUCUGUUUUAUGGUCUUCAUCUGCCCCGAGUCUCCCCGCUGGUAUAUGAGCAAGGGAGCUCAUCACAAGGCCUACAAGUCAAUGUGCCGACUACGGUUUAACAAGGUCCAAGCCGCACGCGAUCUGUUUUAUAUGCAUACCUUACUCGAAGCAGAGUCAACGAUGAAGUUAGGCCAACCAAAGAUUUUGGAGCUCAUAACCGUCCCACGGAAUCGGAGGGCUUUGAUUGCAUCUGAGAUUGUUAUGUUCAUGCAACAGUUCUGCGGUGUUAACGUCAUUGCGUAUUACUCGUCCGAAGUCUUCCUACAGGCUGGCUAUUCGGAACUAUCAGCCCUGGCUGCGUCCCUCGGCUUCGGGGUCAUUAAUUGGCUGUUCGCUAUCCCUGCUAUAUACACAAUCGAUACCUUUGGUCGGCGGAAUCUCCUUCUCGUCACAUUCCCAUUGAUGGGCCUCUUCCUACUACUCACCGGAUUUGCCUUUUGGAUUCCAGAUCACGCUGCGCAAACAGGCUGUGUCGCAUUAGGCAUAUAUUUAUUCGGCAUUGUAUACUCCCCCGGAGAAGGUCCAGUACCGUUCACGUAUUCUGCAGAGGCCUACCCACUGUAUGUCCGAUCAUACGGCAUGGCACUCGCUACUGCGACGACAUGGUUUUUCAACUUUACUCUUGCUAUAACAUGGCCUAGCCUGUUACGAGCGUUCACGCCUCAAGGUGCAUUUGGAUGGUAUGCAGCCUGGAAUAUCAUAGGGUUCGUGCUCAUAUUACUAUUCAUGCCUGAAACGAAGGGUAAGACCCUUGAGGAGCUUGAUCAAGUUUUCUCCGUGCCCACAACUAUACACGCACGCUGGGCGCUGGGACACGUCGUCUACGUUUUCAGGAAGUACGUCCUGAGACAAAAAGGGCUAAAGGAGACUUUGCUCUACGAAAAGGCUGAGGACAAACCAAUAUCACAUACAAUGGAGGAACAAGUAGUGGGCUCAUCGCAGUUUUUUAGCCUUCGAUAG